AUGUUGAUAAUAUUAGAACAAAUCAAUAGACCAGCAGAACGUCGUUGCCCAUUUGCUAAAACUUCGAUUGAAGCAACAGAAUUGUUGUGUGAUUAUUGGGAUAUUAGCACCGGAUCAUUUUUUAGAUUAUGGAAUGAAAUGGAGGCGACAUCCGAUGAUUUCCCUAAAGUAUCAGCUCUUGUUCGUAGUCAACUUAAAUUUGCUCUUAAGGAUGAAGUUACCAAACAACUUUAUGAAUUUGAAAAGGAUAUGUUAGAAGUUGAAUAUAAAGUUAUCAGAGAUAGACAAUUAAAAGAAUUGGAACUUGGUGAUGACUUAUUAAGUAAAACUCCUGUCAGAAAUCUUCGUAGUAAAUUGUAUACAGAAUCAUAUGAAUUUGUUAAACAACAAAGAAUUAAAUGUUUAUUACGCGGAGAUUGCGGUAAUCGUAGGUCUUUGUCUAGUAAAAAAUGGAGAUUCUAUAGACUUAGUCCAAACGCUAAAUUUUUACAUUACUGCGAUUUUACUGAAAAAUCUUACAUUAGAGAAGGUAUAGAAGAUUUACCAGAAAGAAGACCUGAUACAACGUUAGCAGAUUUUUUAGCUGUAGAUAUGGUACAAUUUUCCGAGUGGACAGAUGGGUUUAAUAUGUUAUUUGAUAAAAAUAUUGGAUGUAAAGAUACAGCUGAAUUUAUACAAGUAUUGACUGAAAUAGGUGUUAAAGUGAAAUUACUAGAUUUAAGUGGUGAAAGGGUUGAAAUACCUCAAAGCGUUGAAGUUCCUGACGAAUUACCAAUCAUUGAUAAAAAUGGAAGUGGAUUCUAUUAUGACGAUCCAUUUGCUUAA
This is a messenger RNA of Entrophospora sp. SA101, 825 nucleotides long. The record is from the annotation of a GenBank genome assembly. NCBI's taxonomy places the organism in Eukaryota, Fungi, Glomeromycota, Glomeromycetes, Entrophosporales, Entrophosporaceae.